Molecule: messenger RNA, 490 nt
Organism: Trachymyrmex cornetzi
Lineage: Eukaryota; Metazoa; Arthropoda; Insecta; Hymenoptera; Formicidae
Product: nuclear receptor 2C2-associated protein
Exons: 3
Coding region: 44-457 (137 amino acids)
Source: RefSeq, a predicted model, not a curated record
UGAUAUAAUUAUUUCUUCUUGUAGAAAAAAUAAAGAUACCGAUAUGUCUACUCUGUUGACAGAAAAUAACUUCGAGUGUCGGGUGAGUUCUGUGCUAAAUAAGAACGUUCAAUCUUAUGGAAAAAUGUAUAUGUUUGAUAAUUGCAGUGAAACAUGUUGGAAUUCUAAUGCAGGAAGUCCACAGUGGGUUCUUAUUAACUUUGAAGAAGAAUGCAGUCUCUCCAGUUUUGAGGUAGAAUUCCAAGGUGGAUUCGCUGGAAAAAAUUGUCAUAUAGAGGCUGGUAAUGACAAAAAGGAACUAAUAGUUGUUGAAUCUUUUUCUCCCGAAGAUAAGAACAAGCUACAGCGAUUUAACUUAAAAAAUCAGGUCAGAGCCAAAGUUUUUAAAUUUGUAUUUAAUGAAAGCACUGAUUUCUUUGGCAGGAUCAUCAUAUACAAUUUGUCAUUGUACUCGUGAUAUCCAUUUUAAUGUCUUAAUUAUAAUUUUAUA